Messenger RNA from Penicillium cataractarum, 1911 nucleotides. RefSeq lists its product as uncharacterized. Bases 1 to 1911 code for a protein of 636 amino acids. Lineage: Eukaryota; Fungi; Ascomycota; Eurotiomycetes; Eurotiales; Aspergillaceae. The record is from RefSeq and is a predicted model, not a curated record. The transcript has 4 exons. Gene Ontology annotation, molecular function: oxidoreductase activity; FAD binding.
AUGGCGCCCCGUUCCAUCAUCAAGGGUGCCUUGCUGAGUGCUCUCGCACUUUCAGCCCCAGUUACAGCUCAAGUGGCGGAACAAGUUUCGUCGACUUCAGGCGCUGGAGUCCCACUCUUCACGAGUGAGACCCUUCAAUUGACCGAAGAUGCUCUGGCCAGCCUCAACCCGAACCAGUCCGUUCUCUUCCAGUUCGGAAACUCCACCAACUCCAGCUUGUCUGCCCGCAGCAUCAGUGGAUGCAAGGUCUACCCUGGCGACUUCUUUUGGCCCUCCAAGCUGGUUUGGUCGCUCUUGGACAAGUUCCUCGGUGGUGCUUUGAUCAAGACCGUGCCUCUGGCUGCUUCUUGCUAUUCCUCUUGGGACGAGUACGAUGCCGAUACUUGCGCCAGCAUCACCGAUGACUGGACCAACUCUAACCUCCAUGCUGCCGAUUCUGCCUCGGUGAUGUGGCCCCUCUUCGAGGGUAGAACUUGUCUGCCCACUACCAAUGCCUCCGCAUCCUGCACGGUCGGUGGCUACAGCAGCUACGCUGUCAAUGUCAGCACUGUGGCUCAGAUCCAGCUGGCUGUUAACUUUGCUCGUAACGCUGGUAUCCGUCUGGUUGUCAAGAACACUGGCCACGACUUCAAUGGCAAGUCUACCGGUGCCGGUGCUCUGGGUAUCUGGACCCACCACCUGAAGGAGAUUGACUACAUUGAGAACUACAAGAGCAAGAGCUACCAGGGUCCCGCUGUCAAGAUGGGUGCCGGUGUUCAGGCCUUUGAGAUCUACGAGAAGGCCAACGAGCUUGGCUUCUCCGUUGUCGGUGGUGAGGGCAAGACUGUCGGUGUUGCCGGUGGUUACGUUCUUGGUGGUGGCCACUCGCCCCUGUCCAGUAUCUACGGUCUGGCCGCUGAUCAGGUUCUCGCCUUGGAGGUUGUCCUUGCCAACGGUCGCUUUGUCACCGUGACUGAGGAGAGCGACCCCGAUCUCUUCUGGGCCAUCCGUGGUGGCGGUGGUGGUACCUUCGGUAUUGUCACCUCUGUCAUCUCUCGUGUCCACCCCAAGGUCGGCGUGACCGUGACUACCUUCAGCUUCUCCACUGGCACUGAUGUUUCCGCCGACACCUUCUGGGCCGGUGUCCGCUCCUACAUGGAGCGCUUCCCCGCCCACGCCGAUGCCGGUACUUACGCCUACUUCUGGAUUCUCAACACCGGUACCGACUCGUUCGAGUUCCUGAUGAACCCCUUCUUCGCUGUCAACCACACUCUGGCCGAGUACACCGCUCUCGUCCAGCCCUGGUACGACGAGCUCGCGGACCUGGGUAUCUCCAUUACCCCCAACUCCACCUACUACGACAACUUCUACGAUGCCUGGAGCGCCGGUUUCCCCCUCGAGACCGUCGCUUCCUCCGUGAUGAUGACCGGCUCCCGUCUCUUCCCCCGCGCUAACUGGGAGAGCGACUCUCUGUUCAACUCUACCUUCGACGCCCUCCGCUCCACCAUCUCCGAGGGCUACGUCCUCCUCGCCUUCAACCUGAAGGCCGAGCUCGUCGACGGAUACCCCUCCAACUCGGCCAACCCUGCCUUCCGCAACACCCUCCUGCACGCUAUCACCUCCACCAGCUGGGACUCCGACGCUACCAACGCCGAGAUCCUGGAGAAGAUGGAUUACCUGACCAACGACGUCCUCGGCCAGUGGCGCGCUACUUGCCCCGACUCUGGCGCUUACAUGUCCGAGUCUGAUAUCCAGGAGCCUGACUUCCAGCAGGCCUUCUACGGAUCUAACUAUGCUCGUCUGUACAAGUUGAAGCAGCUUUAUGAUCCUACUAACCUGUUCUAUGCUCCCACCGCUGUCGGCAGUGAGAACUGGGAGGUUAAGAGCGCCGAUGGUCUUCCUGACCAGAACGGCCGUCUGUGCCGUGUUUAA